Girardinichthys multiradiatus is the source of this 1733-nucleotide messenger RNA. RefSeq names its product UTP3 small subunit processome component (gene utp3). The coding region runs from base 213 to 1607 and encodes 464 amino acids. Gene Ontology annotation, biological process: maturation of SSU-rRNA from tricistronic rRNA transcript (SSU-rRNA, 5.8S rRNA, LSU-rRNA). The record is from RefSeq and is a predicted model, not a curated record. Gene Ontology annotation, cellular component: small-subunit processome; nucleolus. Lineage: Eukaryota; Metazoa; Chordata; Actinopteri; Cyprinodontiformes; Goodeidae. The transcript has 16 exons.
GUCCAGCAGGUGGCGGUGUUCUGCAAUGCAGAGCGAAGAAUAAGACAUCACGGAAGCACAUGGUAGCCAGCGUCGGGGGCUCAAACCUCCGCAACUCUGCUGGAUAUUUGAAUUGACUUUCCUUUUCUCCUGAAAAUAGUAAUCCCGUGUUUGACUGUAUAAUUUAUCACCUUGUUUUUAUUCGGAAACGUCCAGUUCUGAUCGCUGACAUCAUGGUUCGCGCAACACGAGCUAAACAACAGAGAAGGCCUAAAAAGGUGGAACAGUAUGAUGAAGAUGACCCUGAAGCCUACAGAAAUAUGCCAGUUCCUGAUAAGAAGUCCUCAGAGUUCAUCAAGGACAGGAUCGACGACUUUCAUGAUGAGAAGAUUGCUAAACUUCUCGCUCGUGGUGUUCAGAUGGAGAGCGACGUAGAGGAGCUAGACGAUGAGGAGGAGGUGAUGGCUCUGGACGACUCAGAAUCGGAGGAGGAAGAGGGGACAGAUAUGGAGAGCGAUCUAGAAGAGAAAAAGGAAGAAGAUCUUCCUAAUGAAAUGGCGUGGGGAACCAAGAAGAAAACGUUCUACCACACGGAUUAUGUCACCACUAAGGGGAAAUCACAGGAAGAGUUGGACGUUGAGGAAGAGGAGGAGGAAGAAGAAGCAAAAAAUAUCCAGAAGCGUUUAGCUGCAAAUCUGAGUGAGGAGGAUUAUGAUUUAAACUUUCUGCAGGAGUUCGCAGUGGAGGAGAAGGAUGAAGUUGAAACUGUGGAGAAACAGGAGAAGAUUAUAAAGGAUUUGAAGGAGAUGUCUCAGAAGGAGAAGAUGAAGCUUCUGAAGAAAGAAUCACCGGAGCUGCUCGACCUCAUUCAGGACUUCAAGGCAAAGCUCACUGAAUUAAAGGAUGAGCUGCAGCCCCUCCUGCAGAUGGUCAAAGGUGGAAAGAUCCCUGCAGGAAAGGGGGCGGACUACCUCAAGACAAAACAGCAACUUUAUCUCAAUUACUGCACGAACAUCAGCUUCUACUUGGUACUGAAAGCAAAACGGAUCCCUGCACACAACCACCCUGUGAUCGAACGGCUGCUCACCUACAGAAACCUCAUCAAUGAACUGAGUGCAGUAGAUGCUAGUCUUGCACCAGAGUUUCGAAAACUUCUCUCUGGAGAUGAAGACAAAAAUUCAAGCAGACUAACAGAGGGGAAGAAGACCAAGACGCCAAGUGAAAAGGACAAGGACUCCGGAGAAACUCUACCUGAGAGUGGCGACUCGGACUCAGACCUGGAUGAGGAGGCUGCUUUGCGUUUCUACAAAGACGUGCAGGAACGGUUGAAAUUGAAGAGGAAGAGCAAAAACCCAGAAGAGUUGGAGGAAAAUGAUGAUGAGGGGGAUGAAGAGUUGAAUCCAGAUGCCAAAAGAGGAAUCACUUAUCAGAUGGCCAAGAACAAGGGGCUGACACCCAAGAGGAAGAAGAUAGAUCGUAAUCCCAGAGUCAAGCACAGAGAAAAGUACAGACGGGCCAAAAUCCGCAGAAAGGGCCAGGUUCGAGAUGUUCGUCGGGAAGAGACGCGGUACGGAGGGGAGGCGUCUGGUAUUCGGGCCGGUGUCAAGAAAAGCACCAAGCUUAAGUAAUCCGGAGAGAGCCCACGGUGUGUGGAGGUGCAGCUGUAUAUGUGCAUGUUUAUUAAUGGUCAACAGUCCUGAAAUCAUGCGGUGUUUCUCUGACAACAUGAAUAAACAUUCAAAGAACACUGACAA